AGGGGGUGAGGAGGAGAGAGGAGAGGAGAGAGCCUCAACCUCUCGGCGCUCAGUGGAAUCUCUCUCGCCCGUCCGUGCCGGAGCCGCCCGAUGCGCGGCCACCGCUACAGCCGCUGCCCCCCGUCGCCUGCCGCCGCCGCCGCCGCCAUGUCUCCGCCACGGAACGUCCCCCUCCUCGGGCUGAGCCCUCGAACCCGCUGAAUCGGACAUGCACCGGCAUCGCUCGGGAUCUCUGCCGUCUCGUCCUUUCAGUCACUGAUCCGCUCCUCAAGGAACCAUGGUGAGCAGGGAGGCCAGCAAAUGCAUGCUCACCAACUCGGAGUCUGACUCCGAGACGGCGCCCUCGCUGGGACUGGAGGGGAAGUACUCCCUGGACCCCGGCAGGCAGCAGGUGAGGAAGAGGAACAAGGCCCUGCAGGUGCGAUUCAAGGACAUCUGCGACGCCCAGAACGAGCAGGCGGGCGGCAAGGGGGGCAAGCCCGUCUCGUACAAGGUGGCGUACCGCAAGUACAUGACCGUGCCCGCCCGCCGCUCCAUCCCCAACGUCACCAAGAGCACGGGCGUCCAGACGUCCCCGGACCUCAAGAAGCGCUACCAGACCUUCCCCUUCGAGCGCAAGAAGGGCCACGGGCACUCGAUGAAGCACGCGGCCGGCUCCGAGGCCUUCAAGAGCCACAACAACGGCUUGGCGGCGGAGCCCAAGGGCGCCAAGUCCGCCGAGAGCGCGGCGGGCCCCUCCCAGUGCCGGGGCAAGGCCAGCGUCAAAACGCGGGCCCUGCUCCACACCAACGAGUGCAUCGCCACCGUGGAGCACCACGCGGGGGGCAACUGCGCCGACGCCCUGCUGCUGGGCUUCCCCGACGAGGCGCAGUGCCCGCCCCCGGACGUCCCGCGCGCCCCCGACCCCGGCCCGGCCCCCGAGGCCACGCCCGGGAGCGUUUCGCGGCCGAGGGAGGCCGCCCCCGCCCCCGAGCGCUCCGCAAAGCGGCAGCUGCUGAACUUCGAGGAGUCUUCCGCCGGGACCCUGCGGGACACGGGUUCCAAGGUGACGGGCCCCAUCGCCUGGAACUCCCUGACUCAGGUGGAGUGCCUGGAGAGCCCGUCGGCGCGCGGCAAGCGCAAGAAGGGCCUGCAGCUCAACGGGCUGCAGCAGGCGCAGUCGCAGACGCUGCCGCGAGCCGGCUGCCCCGCCCAGGCGCGGUGCCACGCCCGCCCCGCGCGGCCCGCCGGGGGCGUGCCCGACUGCGCCGGGGGCGGGCCGGCCACCGCCGUUGCCGCCGAGGCCUGCCAGCAGAUAGUGCCGGUCACUCAGGACGGGGAACUUAAAGCACAGCUGCAGGUCAUGGAGAACCUGAUCAGCUCCAGUCAGGAGACCAUUAAAGUGCUUCUGGGAGUCAUUCAAGAGCUGGAGAAGGGAGAGGCCCACAGAGAAGGCCUCUCCUAUCGAACCGGACAGGACACGGCCAACUGUGACACAUGUCGGAACAGCGCAUGCAUUAUUUACAGUGUGGAGCUGGACUUCAAGCAGCAGGAGGACAAGCUGCAGCCGCUCAUGAAGAAGCUGUGCCCCACGGAGGAGCCUCAGUUCCCGCCUCUGCCUUACCCACAGGAGGCCUUCACCUCCACCCCCAAACGCAAGUCCAAAACAGAGUCCAAGAAGCACGCGCGCUGGAAACUCUGGUUCCUAUGAAACUCGCCGGGCUUUUCGGUUUUAUUCCUCGCUUUUGAACGCCGCGGGGAGCGUGCUCUCGAACAUCAAAGGGGAUCCCGAAAAUACAAAAAGAAAAAGACGUUUAUCCCGCCCCCGCCUCCCCCCCCCACGUUACCUCCCCCCGCACAUUCGGUGUGCGUCCCGGAUAUAAGACUGUGUGGUGAAAUCCCAUGAUCUUCGCCUGAAAACGAGCUAAGAGCCUUGUGAGGAAGUGCGACUUUUUUUUUUCCUUCUCCCCUCCUCUCUUUCUUUUUCACGGCUUCCAAAAGGGAUUCGACGUUAUUUUGAACUAAUUUCCAGAAGCAGGGCGUGAAAUUACACCGUGCCAACUUAUUUGCAGAUCACCAAGGUGCGAAGCAAAAUUGGAGUUACUCUUCCAUUUAUUUAUUUAUUUAUUUAUUUAUUCAAACGCAAGUCUGUGGAUGGAGAGUUAAUUAUUUAUUAAUGUUUCAGUCUCACUUUCUUUUCCUUUCUCUUUUAGUCAUGGGUUCGGGAGAUGCUUUUUUGCCAUUUUUUUUCCUCCUACAUGCUGGCCUUGGUCUGUUUUUGAGGGACCUUGUUGGAAGUAUGGGAAAUUGAGUUUGUGUCGAAUUGUGUGGAACACUGGUAUCGCCCACAAACAGAUUCAACAGCAUAUCUGCUAAUAGGCAAAGCACAAAAAAUCACUUUUAAAAUAUCUUCAGGAUGCAUUAUGCAUAGAGAAAAAAAAAAAACCACAACUGAAGACUUGACUAUUUUUUUUAGUCCAGAAUCAUACCCAGGACGACACUGGAAUUCCAUUACCUGAAAGUAUCUCCACAUACUCUUGACUUUGCAAUUAUCAACAGUA
This is a messenger RNA of Anguilla anguilla (European eel), 2540 nucleotides long. Its product is annotated as inhibitory synaptic factor 2A. Lineage: Eukaryota; Metazoa; Chordata; Actinopteri; Anguilliformes; Anguillidae. Gene Ontology annotation, cellular component: postsynaptic density. The transcript has 4 exons. Gene Ontology annotation, biological process: inhibitory postsynaptic potential. The record is from RefSeq and is a predicted model, not a curated record. Bases 278 to 1690 code for a protein of 470 amino acids.